Molecule: messenger RNA, 1245 nt
Organism: Auanema sp. JU1783
Lineage: Eukaryota; Metazoa; Nematoda; Chromadorea; Rhabditida; Rhabditidae
Source: the annotation of a GenBank genome assembly
AUGAUCGGUCGCGUUCUUCUUCGUCCUCUUGAAGCUUGCAAGCAAGUUAUCCGCUCUGGUUCCUCAGUCUCUUCGAGAAGCCAAGAUGCUCUCCCAUGGACCCCAUCUGGAGACCCACACACCUCCUUCUACUCCAACGACUUGUUAAUUACUUCUGUUAACGAGAGCGAGAAAAAGACAAAACCAGUUGAUGGAGAUAACCUCGGGUUCGGAUUAGUCUUUUCCGAUUAUAUGGUUGAUAUUGACUGGAGCGCGAAAAACGGCUGGACCAGACCUCAUUUAAAAAAAAUGGAAAACCUCUCUUUACAUCCUGCUGCUAAGUCUCUUCAUUAUGCUUCUCAACUUUUCGAAGGAAUGAAGGCUUACCGUGGUGUAGAUGGAAGAGUCAGACUCUUCCGACCGGAUCUCAAUAUGGACCGUAUGAAGCGGUCUGCUAACCGUUGUGCUCUUCCAGAUUUCGAUGCUAAUCAGUUAAUUGACAUCAUCGUUGAAUUAGUGCGUCAUGACAUUGACUGGGUCCCAUACUCUGAAGUCGGUUCGCUGUAUAUCCGCCCUACCAUGAUUGGUACUGAUAGUACCCUUGGAGUUGCUCAAUCUGGCGAAGCCAAACUUUUUGUUCUCAGUGGCCCCGUAGGUGGAUAUUUCGGAAAAGGAAAUCAGGCUGUCACGUUGCUUGCCGACCCUGAGUCUGUUCGCGCUUGGCCUGGUGGAGUUGGUGCUUACAAGAUGGGAUGCAAUUAUGCUCCAACCGUACGAGUAUCUGCAAAUGCUUUAAAGAAGGGUUGUCAUCAAGUUUUAUGGCUCAGUGAAGAAAAACAAUGGGUUACCGAAGUUGGAACAAUGAACGUGUUUAUGUUCUGGAGAAAUGAAAAUGGCGAAGACGAGUUGGUCACUCCUUCUCUUAAGAGCGGAACCAUUCUUCCCGGAGUCACACGUCAGUCUCUCUUGGACUUAUCCAGGCAAUGGGGUGAAUUCAAGGUUGUUGAAAAAGACUUCACAAUUCAUCAGUUAAGGCGGGCUGUUAAAGAGAACCGACUGUAUGAGUUCUUCGGAUGUGGAACUGCUGCAGUUGUAACUCCCGUCGAAGGAAUUUUAUACAUCAAUCGCGAGGAACAGAGGGAAGAGAAAAUAUCGAUCCCAACAUUGAGUAGCCCAUACGGAAUCAUGAAGAGGCUCUACCAAGAGGUCAUCGAUAUCCAAUAUGGUCGCUCAGAGCAGCCCGGAUGGACGCGCGAAAUUUCAUAG